Molecule: messenger RNA, 1770 nt
Organism: Neltuma alba
Lineage: Eukaryota; Viridiplantae; Streptophyta; Magnoliopsida; Fabales; Fabaceae
Product: denticleless protein homolog
Exons: 17
Coding region: 1-1536 (511 amino acids)
Biological process (GO): proteasome-mediated ubiquitin-dependent protein catabolic process
Cellular component (GO): nucleus
Molecular function (GO): protein binding; protein-macromolecule adaptor activity
Source: RefSeq, a predicted model, not a curated record
AUGGACACUUCUACACAUCAAUCCAUCUUUCGCCGCAUCGCGUCAAGAGAGCUGAAUGGCUUUAGAGUUCGAAAACGGGCUUACAUGGAUGGGAUGACGUCUAACUUCAGCGAAAUUGGAGUAAUGGCUGUAGAGCACAGUGGCGGCGAGACUCCUCCUUUGGCUAUCUCAUUCUGCAAGACUGCCAAAAAUUCCCAUAUCCUUGCCUUGGCCGAUGAGGAUGGCUAUGUAAACCUGCUCAAUACUCGCCACAAAUUUUCUUCUUCCUCAUCAUACCAAGAAAAUGCAGAGAAAGCAAAGAUUUGCGACUGGGUUGCCCAUCAUAAUGCUGUUUUUGACGUCUGUUGGAUUAAGGAAGAUGCCCAGAUUCUCACAGCCUCCGGUGAUCAAACUAUGAAGUUAUGGGACGUACAAGAAAAGAAAUGCAUAGGAGUCUUGACGGGGCACCGGGGAAGUGUAAAAUCUAUGUGUUCACAUCCAACUAAUGCUGAUAUAGUUGUAUCUGGUUCAAGAGAUGGAUCCUUUCAUCUCUGGGAUUUGAGAUGUAGCUCAGCACCCAAAAGCAGGCGCGCGGAGCCCUGCAUAUGUUCAACGGCUGAAGUCAAAGGAGCACAUCUCUCAUCCCAAGCAAAACGAGUCAGGAGGGGCAAGGCUGCUUCCAUGAGCAUUACAUCAGUUCUUUAUCUGAAGGAUCAAGUUUCCAUAGCUACGGCUGGGGCGGCGGAUAGUGUUGUAAAGUUCUGGGAUACCAGAAACUUGAAGAGUUCUGUCACGCAGACAUGCCCUCGUCUCCAGGCAUCAGAAAAGGAAAGGUUACAUGGCAUAUCUAGCUUGUCCCAAGAUCAAAGUGGAGUAUUUCUUUCAGCUUCCUGCAUGGAUAACAGAAUAUACUUGUAUAACGUGCUUCAGCUUGAAAAGGGGCCUUUGAGAUCUUUCUCUGGGUGUCGAAUAGAGUCAUUUUUUGUGAAGUCAGAAAUUAGUCCCGAUGCAUCUCACAUUGUUAGUGGUUCAAGUGAUGGAAAUGCCUAUGUUUGGCAGGUCAACAAGCCUCAAGAGGAACCUGUUACUUUGAAGACUCAUGAUGGGGAAGUUACUGCUGUCGAUUGGAGCUACUCUGAGGAUGGUAAAUUGGCAACUUCCUCUGAUGAUUUCACAGUUCGGAUUUGGGAUCAUAAUAGUUGUUUCUCAAGCACAAAACCUCCAGCUUCCAUCCGGAGGAGAGUAAUGGCAAUGCCUAGCAGAGAAUGCAGAAAGCUGUUAAUGAAGGAUCAAGAGUGGAGUUCCAAAUCUCGUCUUGAUAAUGCUUUUCAUUGGAACAAACCAGCAGAUGAUAUCACCCGAGACAUGCCUAUCACACCACCUAAAGUGCAUAAAACCGAUGGCCAAAAGAAUCAAUUUUUAUCCAUGUCUGAAUCCGAUCUCACUGUAACAUCUGGAAAAACCCCUGAAUCGGCGUCGAAGAGCCCCUCAUCUGUUUUGAAUCCACCAUCCUCUAUAAAGAGAACUAUUAGAGAUUACUUUCUAGCAGCUUCAUGAAAAUUGCAGUCUUACUCUAACUCAUCCAGGAAGGAUUUUUUUUCAAUUUUGCCGGCUGACAUGAAGUCUGAAUGCUCAUGGCUUAUUUGGGCAAGGUUAUUCUACUUGAAAUGUAAAGCAUAUAAAAGAAUUGGACAAAGCAGACCGUGCUGAGUAUUUUUGUUGUACCAUUGUUUGGAGGACAAAAUGUGUAUAUAUGAAAGGUGAUUUAAUAGUUAACUGAUCAAGGCUGUA